AACCUCAAAUUAUUGUUAAAAAAAUCAUCAGCUGUGAUCAUCAGAAGUUUAUGUUCUGUGUUGUUAUAUCGUUAUAUGAUCGUUAAUUGUUAUAUAAAUAAAACAUCGAAUACUCUAUGUUAGUGACCCUUUUGUAACUAAUAAUUUGAAUUUCGUCAAAAUGCCAUUAAAAGUAGAAAGAAAAUGCACCAAUUACAAAAACUGUUCAGAUAAAUUUACUUGCCCAUCGACGGAUUUUACUAAACAGUAUUGCAGUAUUUAUUUGGCGAGAUUAGAACAAAUGGAAGUAUUACUUAUGGAUAGAAUAAAGCAAAAAUGGGGUAACAAGUAUCCAGUAUGCAAAUUACACAAGCUAUCCGAAGAGCAAUAUACCAAAUGCAUUGUUAUUGGAACUUUGUUUAAAGAUCAAAAAUUAAAACCGUCAGUUCUAAAGCGAAUUGCUGAAGGUAACCAGUUGGUUCCACAACCUAUUUUAACGCAUUUUACAGACGAAUCAGAUGUACUAUUUAUGGAAGAUGAGGUUCAAAGAUACCAAUUAUCAGGUAUAGGAAAUAUUGAUAUUAAAAAAUUGGUCACGGGUAUUUCCUGUGCUUUAUUGGGAAAGGACGAAGGAAAAGGAAAAUUUAAAGUAGAUGAGUUUAUAUUUGCAAAUAUGAGAGAUCAAAUCGAAAGGCCAGUGCUGACUGAAUCUCUUUAUGUUUUAUUUCUAAGUGGUAUAAAUUUUGUAGAACACGAAAAGAUUGCUCUUCAUUUGCAAUUACUGACAUAUUGGAUAAGCGGUCUAUUAGGAAAUACUGACCUCAUAUCGAGAGUAUGUCGUGUAGUUAUUGCUGGUAAUAGCAUAAGAAACAAGCCACCUAAAGCUAAACCGACAAUUUCUUUAGUGUCGCGAACCACCGAAUCUCCAGAAACUAUCGAAGCUGUUAAGAAUUUUGAUAGUUUCUUACUUAAAAUGUGUCAAGUAAUUGAUAUUGAUAUCAUGCCUGGGGAACAUGAUCCAUCAAAUCAUAUACUACCCCAGAGACCAAUUCACUUCUGUAUGUUUCCCGAAUCAUCUUUAUAUAAAUCAUUUAAUCAAGUAUCAAAUCCAUAUUUUUGUGAAGUAGAAGGAAUAAAAAUUAUUGGAACCUCAGGUCAGCCUAUUAAUGACAUUCUAAGGUACUCAGACAUUACAUCUAACCUGGAAGCAAUGGAAAGUUGUCUCAUUUGGAAUCAUCUAGCACCCACGGCACCAGAUACUUUAGGAUGUUUUCCCUUUUAUAAUAAAGACCCAUUUAUUUUAACACAAUGUCCACAUGUACUUUUUGCUGGAAACCAAGAGCAAUUUGGUACAAAAUUUGUUACAGGCGAGGAUGGACAAAAAAUAUGCCUCAUUAGUAUUCCAGAUUUUUCAAAGACAUUCCAAGGUGUUUUGUUAAAUUUAAAAGAUCUCAGUUGUAAAUCUAUUUCGUUUCAAACUAAUUAAGUUAUUUUUUAAUAAAACACUAAUUUAUCCAACAAA
This is a messenger RNA of Sitophilus oryzae (rice weevil), 1501 nucleotides long. RefSeq names its product DNA polymerase delta subunit 2 (gene PolD2). Gene Ontology annotation, cellular component: delta DNA polymerase complex. Bases 161 to 1465 code for a protein of 434 amino acids. Lineage: Eukaryota; Metazoa; Arthropoda; Insecta; Coleoptera; Curculionidae. Gene Ontology annotation, biological process: DNA strand elongation involved in DNA replication; DNA replication. Gene Ontology annotation, molecular function: DNA binding. The transcript has 2 exons. The record is from RefSeq and is a predicted model, not a curated record.